UGACGUUGGAGGCGCCAUCCCGAUCCUUCGUCUCCGUCCAUGUUGCUGCAGCCAGAUCAGCUCCCGGCGAGUAGUCUGCAAGUCCAACGCUGCUGCCCUUAGUGUGCCCGGCUCCUCCGUCUCCCCCCCGCCAAGGCAUCAAACACAACGGCUAUCCAGUUGGCCUAACACGUCACCGUUCUGCUCAUCUCCCGCGACCCUCCUGAUAUCAAUCUAUCCAGGCACCGGCAAACCCCUCUGUUGGGUAAGACCAUUGUGGGCGCAUACGUUCCGACCGAAUUUAUAUACCUUGGGCGCAAAGAGGGGAAGGGACCCGAUUGCGUUUCCUCUCGCUACUCAUCCCCCUUAACGGCCUUGACUCCUGAUGUAUUGGUGACAAUUUGAUGCGCCUGUGAGAAUUGAGAAGAUCAUACCUCCUCGCCUUAUUGAGUACCAUUAGUAUAAACCUACACAUCCGAGAUCAUCACCAUGUUUCACUCAUCGAAGCCGUAUUCGGCUGUGACGGUCCAGAUCGAGGUCCUCACCAGCGAACAAUACGAGGUGGAGGAUUCCAGUGGAAUCGUGGACCUAAUCGAGGCCGUUCGCAUCCAGGGCAGUGGUCCCACCGAAGCGAGUCGCGCUCUGCGCAAGAAGCUCAAGUAUGGCAACCUUCACCGCCAAUUGAGAGCCCUUACGAUUCUGGACUUUUUGAUCCAGAAUACCGGUGAUCGCUUUCUGCGGGAAUUUGCAGAUGAGCCAUUACUCGAACGUCUACGGAUUGCCGCCACCGACCCGGUUUCUGAUCCGUUGGUGAAAGAGAAGUGCAAACAGCUCUUUGGGCAAUGGGCGGCCUCAUACAAGAACACCCCCGGUAUGGAGCGGGUGACGGCUCUUUACAGACAACUACCGAAGCGCAAGCAACCGGCUGUUCAGGCGAAGGCUAAAGUAUUGCGUGAUUCAGGUACUUCUGACGAACCUGCCAUGGGCCAUACUGUGUCCGUGUCGGCCGGAAAUGGGCCUGCUACUGUUCUCACGGGCUCGAAACACAAGCACACAUCCAGCAAAUCGUCUCUCUCGUCCUUCAGGAAGGACAAGAAGGAGAAGAAGACACUGAGUCGGUCUUUCAACCUCGACAAGGAGAAGCCAGAAAUCUUGCAGACUCUCGCAUCAUCCUCCGUCGCCAGCACAAACCUCCUGAACGCGUUGAAGCUAGUCAACCGCGAAACGCAUCGUGUGAGCGAAGACGCCGAGGUUCUGAACCGGUUCGAGACUUGCAAGACGUUACGGCGACAGAUCCUCCGGUACAUCCAACAUGUGGAGAGCGAGGAAUUUCUGGGCAGUUUGAUCCAUGCAAACGAAGAGCUUGUCACGGCACUUAUGGCAUUCGAGGUCUUAGACAAGAGUGUAGACUACGACAGUGAUAGUGAUCAGGACGUACUAGAGACCGGAUGGACCCCUGAUCGCGACAAUCUCCCCGAGGCAUUCGCAGGGCUGGUCGUCAAUCCCCCGAAACCACCACGCCCCCCUCGUCCCUUGAGCAUAUCCGUACCAUCCUCAUCAUCAAGGAGGGCCUACAGCUCCAGCGAAUCCGACUCCGAAGAGGACGAUGACGAGAACAAUCCCUUUGGGGAUCGCAACGCCAUCCGCACCCCUGGCAUCGAACGACACGAACCCACCUGGAAAGAAGUCUAGAUGGCCAAGACCAGCCUGUCACCACCACACUUUCCACCCCUACCAUCCAUAUAUUACAUAUAACCGAACCAACCAAUCAACCCCAAACCCCGCUUCACUUCUUCGACAAGUAAGACUUACCAUAUCCGCAAGGAUCGCUGAGGUUUUCACGUCACUCUAUAUAUCCCUGCCCUUUCUCGGAUGGGUAUCCGCAUGGCAUGGGCGCACGGGGUAGUUCUUAGAAUGAAAAUUCCAUGUAUGAUUGAUGUAUUACCUACCUACCUACCUACCGGUUCCAAACUCCCACAUACCCCUCUCUAUUCCUACAAUAAGCCUACAUACAAUAUGACAGACAAGAUAACGC
Molecule: messenger RNA, 2014 nt
Organism: Aspergillus sclerotioniger CBS 115572
Lineage: Eukaryota; Fungi; Ascomycota; Eurotiomycetes; Eurotiales; Aspergillaceae
Product: LSB5 family protein
Exons: 4
Coding region: 469-1671 (400 amino acids)
Biological process (GO): endocytosis; actin filament organization; actin cortical patch localization
Cellular component (GO): actin cortical patch
Molecular function (GO): ubiquitin binding; phosphatidylinositol binding
Source: RefSeq, a predicted model, not a curated record